This is a messenger RNA of Histoplasma mississippiense, 1512 nucleotides long. RefSeq lists its product with no specific name. The transcript has a single exon. Gene Ontology annotation, biological process: regulation of DNA-templated transcription; chromatin organization. Lineage: Eukaryota; Fungi; Ascomycota; Eurotiomycetes; Onygenales; Ajellomycetaceae. Gene Ontology annotation, cellular component: nucleus. Gene Ontology annotation, molecular function: chromatin binding; DNA binding. The coding region runs from base 1 to 1512 and encodes 503 amino acids. The record is from RefSeq and is a predicted model, not a curated record.
AUGGGAGACGCUACAUGUUCCAUCCCAAGCGGAUCGAACAUAGGAGUGGCCGGUUCCGCAGCUCUGGAAUACGGUGAAAAUAAUGAGAAGGAGUGCGCGAAAGUUGCAUUGAUUACAUCGAGCUCUGAAACGAUGGCCUCCACAGAUAUAAUGCUCCAGCAGCAACCCCAACUACCUGCCACUCCAGGCCAAGAAGGUAUUCACAGCUCUGUGAUAUCGAAUGGCGAUGUUACUCCAACAGCGCCCGAUCUAACUGCUGCAAAAAAUAUUCACCUGAGAAAUAUUGCUCCUCGCCCGAGUAGUAUACCUCUUGCCACAUCAACAGCUGCAUCCAAACGGCAGAGGAUGGCGGUAACAACAACUCGUCGUCGUAGAAGUGACCAGAGAGGCUCCAAAAGGCGCAGAACGGGGAGGAAUAAUGGUAUGGAUGAUGACGACGAGGAAGUCGAAGCCGGUGAUUCUAGUUCUGAUGGAUCCUCCAAUGAAGCUACGCCGGUCACCACACAAACCAAGUCGGGUCGACAAAUUCAUCGGCCGACAGCAUUUUGUCCCACACUUCCUGGUGCUGGAUCAGGAUCGCCAACUGGGCCCGAUGCGUCAUCGUCGUCACAAGCACGAAAGCGAAGACGAGUCUAUCGUAAGGGCAAAGAAAUGAAUAUCACAUGCAAACAUUGCGAGAGAGCCCAUAGCUCUGCCGGGAAUGCGAUUGUGUUUUGUGAUGAUUGCAAUCGUCCCUGGCACCAGUUUUGCCACGAUCCUCCGAUUGAGAAGGAAGUGGUUACCGUGAAAGAGCUGGAGUGGUUCUGCAAAGAGUGUCAGCCUCCGGCUGAUGCUCAGCCAGAUGAGAUGCCGUGCCCUCAACAAGCCUCUACUAAUAAUAGGAUAGAUACCUCCAAUCAUCUACCCACUCUCCCAUCGGAGAUUAAAGUUAGCGGCGCGCAGUUCUCGCUGGAGCAGAAACGAGGAUAUCUAUCCAGUCUUUCCCACUCCCACCUCGUUGGCAUUCUACUAGACCUUUGCACCGCUACGCCUGAGUUACCCAUCUUCCCCGAUAACCUUCCAGAUCUACCAUCAUCCACUCUGCUCCAACCAACAGCACAAGCACCAGCAAUACAGACCAACGCAAUUGACAGAUCAUCUCUUAUACCCGGCGGGUCCACCCCGUCGGCUCCAGCCAUCGCUACUCAGGAUUCCCUAACAACCCCUCAAUUCUCCGCCGCAGACAACCCGCCUUUACCACCUGCCUCCACUGAUCCCUCAGCCGUCCCAGAGCAGAGUAGCUUAACCGGAAGGGAUGACGACGAACUCAGUGACGAUGAUGAAUAUAUGUAUGUAGAAGAUCACCGGCUAUACCCCAAGGCUGGAAAUGGUUUCCGCCUGCCCCCUGACUCAGAGGAUCUGGACAUGCUCCUUGAAGAUCCGGCGUGCACCACAUUCAGCCACGCCCUCCAUGGCCCGGCAAAGGCAAGGCUACUGGGCUCAGGCGGCUUACCGAUCAGUGGUGCAGCUUAA